AGCCAUAAUGGCUCAACCAGCAAAUCUCCGAAAAAUGGAGAUUAUACUGGAGUUCAAAAUCUCUAUUUCGCCAUAAACACUUUCCUCAAUUUCAAUGUGUUCGCAUCGAUUGGAUCGUUAUCGGCUAACUACAUUCAAAUGCCUUCACCACGAUUUCUGUGGAUUCCAGUUCUAUUGCGGAUACUCUUUAUCCCAUUCUUCAUUAAAUUGUUACCAGUAUGUUACAGCUUGGCGCUUAUAUACACACCGAGGUACUGGGAGGAUAGCACAGUGCUAGUGAUGUCUGUCAUCACGAUCAUGGUGCUAGUUCGAUUCCGAACUAACCAAACCUUCCAUCCAUUUUACCAGACCUGUCCGGGAGGGUGA
Messenger RNA from Angiostrongylus costaricensis, 366 nucleotides. The record is from the annotation of a GenBank genome assembly. NCBI's taxonomy places the organism in Eukaryota, Metazoa, Nematoda, Chromadorea, Rhabditida, Metastrongylidae.